AUGGCAGAAUUAUCACUUGACCAGAACAUGAAACGCUUCCACCACCUGGAAUUCUAUUGUGGCGAUGCCACCAACACAUCGCGUCGUUUUUCUUGGGGUUUGGGCCUGUCGCAAGUGGCGAAAUCCGAUAACUCCACAGGCAAUCCUCUCUACGCGUCCUACGUCCUGCAGUCCCAAGAGCUCGUUUUCGUCUUCACUGCACCUUACGCCAGCACUCCUCCUUCCUCCUCCGUGGCUGCCGCACUGUCCCAACCCAGUCACCGCAUUGCCGAGGCCUCCCCCUCGCUUGCGCCCUCUCCUCACCCUGCCUUUGAUUCUUCGAUGGCCAUGGGGUUCUUCGGGAGACAUGGCCUGGCUGUUCGCGCCAUCGGCAUCGAGGUACACGACGCCUCCCAGGCGUACGAAGCGUGCCUGGCCCAUGGUGGGAAAGGCGUCUUGGCUCCGCAGGAAACCCCCAUCCCCCCCCUGAGCUACGGGCUUCAGCGCAUCGACCACGUGGUCUCCAAUGUCCCGCAGCUCUUGCCGGUGGUCAACCACCUGAUGGAGAUGACGGUGUGGGAGGGAGGGAAGGGCGGGAAGGAGCGAUCGGCGGGGAGGCCGG
Molecule: messenger RNA, 601 nt
Organism: Nannochloropsis gaditana CCMP526
Product: 4-hydroxyphenylpyruvate dioxygenase
Exons: 3
Biological process (GO): L-tyrosine catabolic process
Molecular function (GO): 4-hydroxyphenylpyruvate dioxygenase activity
Source: RefSeq, a predicted model, not a curated record